Homalodisca vitripennis (glassy-winged sharpshooter) is the source of this 1117-nucleotide messenger RNA. RefSeq lists its product as uncharacterized. The record is from RefSeq and is a predicted model, not a curated record. The transcript has 4 exons. Bases 412 to 1038 code for a protein of 208 amino acids. Lineage: Eukaryota; Metazoa; Arthropoda; Insecta; Hemiptera; Cicadellidae.
UUCUACAACCAUUUUCAUUCCUCCAAAAACUCAAAUGGAUGUUUUUGUUUUAUUUGUCGACUGGGAAGUGUUUUGAUGUGUUGUUAAUUACACUACACUACGAUUUACAACCCAAAUGCAAUGAGUAGUUUCAUUUUUGUAAUCUCUUGUAGUGUUUGUGUUACGUUUGUUUGCUAAUUUUCUGAAAUUUUACGUAGAAUAUUUAAAUACUUUUUAUUGCGUAGGUUAUGUUAUUGCAAAGUUCGGUGAAACUAAUGAUUUUUUUAAAAUUAAAUAAAUAAUAAUAUUGCUAUACAGAGUUGUAUAAGUGAGUAUUUUCCAAAUUGAUUCAAGUCUUAUAUAACAGAUUUUACGAGCUUUGUUUGAAAUAUAAUUGUGAACUGAAACAGGAGUGUGCUAAACUCUUUUAGAAUGGACUUAAAAGAGUUUAAAGAGCAAGAAUAUGAUGCACAGUUAUUUGGAUUUACUGUAGAAGAUUUCAUGAUUGCAAUCCGACUCCUUGUCAAGGAUGAGGUGACACAUUUCACUGAUGCAAUGACAACAGCAUUAAUAAAGAAAUAUGCUGAUGAUGAUCCAGAAAUAGGGAGAGUCAAAGAAAUAACCAAAUCAUUGAUUGACCAAUACAUGAAUGCAUCAGUGGAACCUCUAAAGACCUUAGAGACUCAACUGAAAGAUCUACUCCACAUUCCAGCACAUGUGUUACUUCCUGGGGACACCAUCCAGAGAACCCAGUACUCUGCCAGUGAAGAAAAAGAGAUGGACAACCAGUUGUCGGACCUUCUUAUGAGGAUUAAGAGGACAAAGUCGUUUGACGUUGAGCUGCACCAAGAACUGAAAAUAUUGCGUGAUGCACUGCCCUUGCUGACCAGGAUGGUGGGAGAAUGUGAGCGGCUUGUGGCGGAACGUAACGAAAGUGAGAAAGUUUUGGAAGUUCUGAUGCCUUCUGUCGACGAGAUGGUCAACCACAGAUUGUUUUUGCUUAGUUUAAACCAAGACUCUAGUGAUAGUACAAGUGAAUCUGUAGAAAAUUCAUCUUGAAAAUUUAUUCCUCAGCUUUUUAAGUUUAAUGUGUUUUGUACAAGAACAAUAUUUAAUAAAAAUUGCUUUAAAAUUAUAA